AUGCCAUCAGAUCUAUCCAACUAUCUCGCAACGCACUACCUCAUCGCCGACCCCAAACCCUCCAAGAAGCGCAAGCGCAAGCAAAAAGACGACUCCACAGGCCUCAUAAUCGCCGACGAAACCGAAUCCGGCUGGACACGCGCGAACCGCGGCGAAAACGAUGACGAUGACGAAAAUGGCUCCGCAGUAGUAGCCGGGACCAGUGCCGAGUUCCGGCGGGCGAAGAAAUCCGCGUGGAAACCCGUCGGCGGCAGCGCAUCUAGCAAUAUAGGAGCCCAAGCCCAAGCUCAAGACACCGAAGCAGCAAGGGAAGCAGACGCCAUCCUCGCCUCCGCCGCCGCCGAGACAGCCGCAGCUGCAGCCGACGAGGACGCGUCAGACGCCCCCGCAGUCAUGAUGUCAGACGGCACGCACGCAGGCCUGCAAAGUGCAUCCGCGGUCGCCGCACAGCUCGAAGCACGACGACGCGCCGAGCGGGAAGAAUACGAGCGAGAGGGUGGCCACAAGAAGGGCAAAGGCGGCGAAGUAGAAACGAUAUACCGGGACGCGACGGGGCGACGUGUAGACGUGAGCAUGAAGCGGGCAGAGCUACGACGGGAGGCCGCCGAGGCCGCGGCUCGCGAAGCCGCUAAGACGGAGGCCCUGCGCGGAGAAGUCCAGAUCGAGGCGGCGCGGCGGCGACGCGAAGACCUCGAGGACGCCAAGGUUAUGACGGUGGCGCGGCACGCCGACGAUGAGGAUAUGAAUCGUGAGAUGAAGGAGCAGGUGCGGUGGGGUGAUAGCAUGGCGCAGUUUAUAGAGCCUAAGGGGGCGGGAGGUGGAGGUGGGAAGACGAGGAAGAUAAAGGGCAAGCCGACAUACCAGGGCGCAUGGACGCCGAAUCGAUACGGCAUACGGCCGGGGUACCGAUGGGAUGGUGUCGAUAGGGGGAACGGAUUUGAAGCAGAAAGGUUCAAGGCUAUCAACAGGCGGGAGAGGAACAAGGGCUUAGAAUAUUCGUGGCAGAUGGACGAGUAA
Daldinia childiae is the source of this 1017-nucleotide messenger RNA. RefSeq names its product Pre-mRNA-splicing factor CWC26. Bases 1 to 1017 code for a protein of 338 amino acids. The transcript has a single exon. Gene Ontology annotation, biological process: mRNA splicing, via spliceosome. The record is from RefSeq and is a predicted model, not a curated record. Gene Ontology annotation, cellular component: U2-type spliceosomal complex; RES complex. Gene Ontology annotation, molecular function: RNA binding. NCBI's taxonomy places the organism in Eukaryota, Fungi, Ascomycota, Sordariomycetes, Xylariales, Hypoxylaceae.